AUGGCCCUGCGUCUCGCAAUCACUCUGCUUGCAAGCUCUGUUCUGGCAUUGCCUGCCGGGGACUUGUUAGAACGCCAAGCUGACUGCAGCAAGGCGAAGACGAACGUCCCAGCAGUCAACGAUGCAAAGCUUCCAGACCCCUUCACGUUCGCAGACGGCUCUAAGGUCACUACAAAGACCGACUGGGCCUGCCGGCAGACCGAGAUUCAGAAUGCCUUUAAGCAAUACGAAGUCGGAGAUUUCCCUGGGCCCCCGAGCAAGGUCGAAGCUUCACUUUCUGGAAACACGCUCAAUCUGAGGGUCACCCAAGGCAGCUCUACUAUCAGCAUGAGCGCCUCCAUCCAGAAGCCCUCUGGAAGCGGACCGUUCCCCGCCAUCAUUGGCAUCGGGGGCGCAAGCAUCCCUAUUCCUGGCACUGUCGCCCAGGUCACUUUCAACAAUGACCAGUUCGCUGCUCAGAACGGACAGUCCAGUCGUGGCCAGGGACUUUUCUACAACCUGUUUGGAAGCGGACACAGUGCCGGGGCGUUGACUGCCUGGGCCUGGGGUGUUGGUCGCAUCAUUGAUGGCCUCGAACAACUCGGUACUGCGGCCACUGGCAUUGAUACCAAGCGCCUUGGAGUCACCGGCUGCUCGCGCAAUGGCAAGGGUGCCUUUGUAGUCGGUGCAUUGGAGAAGCGUAUCGCCUUGACCAUCCCUCAGGAGUCCGGCUCCGGAGGCGCAGCCUGCUGGCGCAUCUCGGACAGCGAGAAAAACAAGGGCAAAAAUAUCCAGACCGCAGGCCAGAUCGUUGGAGAGAAUGUUUGGUUCUCGCCGAACUUCAACACUUGGACCUCGAGGACAUCUCAGAUGCCAGAAGACCACCACUUCCUGGCAGGAUUGGUGGCGCCGCGAGGCCUGUAUGUUGCAGAGAACGAUAUUGACUGGCUGGGCCCCGUGUCGACCACAGGAUGCAUGAAGGCCGGAAGACAGAUCUAUCAGGCCCUUGGCGUGCCCGAGAACAUGGGUUUCUCUCUGGUUGGCGGGCACAACCAUUGCCAGUUCCCGAGCAGCCAAAACUCGGAGCUCACGCAAUACAUCAACUACUUCCUACUCAAUUCAGCAACGAAGCCAUCGAUUACCGAGCGUAGUACCGUCAACGUCAAUCUGCAAGAUUACGCCAGCUGGACGGCUCCAACACUCUCUUAG
This is a messenger RNA of Colletotrichum siamense, 1188 nucleotides long. It is a transcript of the gene ge2, whose product is annotated as 4-O-methyl-glucuronoyl methylesterase. The record is from RefSeq and is a predicted model, not a curated record. The coding region runs from base 1 to 1188 and encodes 395 amino acids. The transcript has a single exon. Lineage: Eukaryota; Fungi; Ascomycota; Sordariomycetes; Glomerellales; Glomerellaceae.